UACCGAAAGGGCCAGUUUCAGAAGCGGCUGAGUUGUGAAUAUCGUCCUCAAACCUCCUCAGCUCAAACGCUCAACCCUCCAUGGACUCCGUUCUGUUUCCUCACCCUCUCUUCCCCCACAUAUUCAUCAGUUCAAGCUUUCCUCCCUCUCUUGCGGCUCCACAGAGUAUUGGGGUUGGGGUUGGGCUUUCCAGGCACAGGUGGUGUUCCACUUGCUGGGCUGUCGGGGUGUCUGGAGUUGGAGCUGGAAACGUCUUUGAUAAGAUUCCUCUCAAGGCAAAUGAAAAUGGGUCUGUGUUGAGUGCUCUUGAGGGGCCGACUUCAGCGCCAUUUGGGACACUGGAUGCUGAAAUUACCCCCGAAACCAUUGAUUUCUUCGUUAGCGAUGCUGAGGGUGAUCCUGACAGCCCAUCUGAGGGGUUCUCUUCCAUCGAGCAAGCUCUCAAUACACUGCGUCAAGGAAAGUUUGUGAUUGUAGUAGAUGAUGAAAUUGGGAAAGCUGAAGGGAACCUUGUCAUGGCUGCAUCUCUUACUAGUCCUCGGGACAUGGCAUUUAUGGUUAAGCAUGGGUCGGGAAUUGUGUCUGUAGGCAUGAAAGAGGAGCACCUUGAGAGACUGAAGCUCCCUCUAAUGUCACCUGACAGCGAAGAUAAAGAUUCUUCUGCUCCCACUUUCACAAUCACAGUGGACGCAAAAGCUGGAACUUCCACUGGAGUAUCAGCAUCAGACAGGGCAAAAACUGUUCUUGCGCUUUCAUCUCCUAUUUCUACACCACAAGACUUCAGAAGGCCAGGCCAUGUUUUUCCCCUCAAGUACCGAGAAGGCGGAGUUCUGAGAAGAGCUGGUCAUACCGAGGCUUCCGUAGAUUUGGUCAUGCUGGCGGGCUUGCAGCCAAUUUCUGUUCUUUCAGCUAUUGUUGAUGGAGAUGAUGGUUCUAUAGCCACUUUGCCCAGUUUAAGAAAGUUGGCCUUGGAGCACAGCAUCCCAAUGGUCUCAAUAACUGAUUUGAUCAGGUAUAGGAGAAAGAGGGAAAAACUGGUCGAAAGAACUGCUAUUUCCCGACUACCAACUAAAUGGGGUCUAUUUCAGGCUUACUGCUAUCGCUCAAAGCUAGAUGGAACAGAGCAUGUAGCCAUUGUGAAGGGAAGCAUUGGACAAGGGCAAGAUGUCCUAGUAAGAGUUCACUCAGAGUGUUUAACUGGGGACAUAUUCGGAUCAGCUCGAUGUGAUUGUGGCAACCAGUUGGAUUUGGCAAUGCAGUUAAUCGAGCAAGCCGGCAGAGGAGUUGUGGUCUAUCUCCGAGGUCAUGAAGGGAGGGGGAUUGGUCUUGGUCACAAACUUCGGGCCUAUAACUUACAAGACGAAGGUCAUGACACAGUUGAAGCCAAUCUAGAACUUGGGUUAGCAGUUGAUGCUCGUGAGUAUGGGAUUGGAGCCCAGAUCCUAAGAGAUGUAGGAGUAAGAACCAUGCAGCUAAUGACCAACAACCCAGCCAAGUUCACCGGUCUGAAGGGAUAUGGGUUAGCAGUUGUUGGGCGGGUUCCGGUGUUGACUCCCAUUACAGAGGAAAACAAGAAGUACCUGGAAACAAAACGCACCAAGAUGGGACAUAUCUAUGGGUCUGACAUAGAAUGACCUGUAAUAUAGACCACACCAAACCACCAAAGAGACAGAGCACCACUCUACGUGAGCUCUUUCUCUUCUCACACAAAGAGUUACAGGUUUAUACUUAUAACUUAUUCAUUUCUUGCUCACUUUGUUAUUCUUUCCAUUCAUAUAUCAAGGGCUAUGAAGUGGACCUAUCUUUUCUCUCUUUAUAGUCUAUACUCAUCCGAUUAAAAAGGAUAAAGAAAGAUAAAUGUAUAGAAAAAGGCGGCCUUUGAAAA
This is a messenger RNA of Vitis riparia (riverbank grape), 1885 nucleotides long. Its product is annotated as monofunctional riboflavin biosynthesis protein RIBA 3, chloroplastic. Lineage: Eukaryota; Viridiplantae; Streptophyta; Magnoliopsida; Vitales; Vitaceae. Gene Ontology annotation, cellular component: cytosol. Gene Ontology annotation, molecular function: GTP cyclohydrolase II activity; 3,4-dihydroxy-2-butanone-4-phosphate synthase activity. The record is from RefSeq and is a predicted model, not a curated record. Bases 81 to 1634 code for a protein of 517 amino acids. The transcript is spliced from 7 exons. Gene Ontology annotation, biological process: riboflavin biosynthetic process.